AUGGCGGCGCCUGAGGAGGCCCGCGUGGCCCCCACCGAACCGCUGGACGUCGCGCGAGGCCUGGAGAACUUGCCCGUGAGCGCGUGGCCCCCGGGGGCGGAGCCACCGCCCUUCCAGUACUCGCCGGACCACGUGGCGGGACCCGGAGCCGACGCCGACCCCGCGCAGGUCACCUUCCCGGGGUGCGGCUGCCGCGCGGCCCCCUGCGCCCCGGGCUCCUGCUGCUGCCUGCGCGGGCGGCGCAACUACGACGAGGCCCUCGGGCUGCGGGCGGGCGCGCGGGCCCGGCCGGUGUUCGAGUGCAACGCCCUGUGCGCGUGCGGCGAGGCCUGCGGGAACCGCGUGGUGCAGCGCGGCCUGCGCUGGCGCCUGCAGGUGUUCCCGGCGGGCGCCAAGGGCUGGGGGCUGCGCGCCCUGGACGCCAUCCCCGAGGGCCAGUUCGUCUGCGAGUACGCGGGCGAGGUGCUGGGGCCGGCUGAGGCCCGGCGGCGGGUGGGGGCGCAGGCCCCGGGCGAGGCCAACUAUGUCCUCGCGCUCCGGGAGCACGUGUGCGGCGGGCAGGUCCUGGAGACCUUCGUGGACCCCGCGCGCGUCGGCAACGUCGGCCGGUUCCUGAACCAUUCUUGUGAGCCCAACCUGCUGAUGGUUCCUGUCCGCGUGGACUCCAUGGUCCCCAAGUUGGCGCUUUUUGCAGCCAGAAACAUUUUGCCGCAGGAGGAACUGUCUUACGACUACUCAGGAAGAUUUCUUAAUCCCAUGGACAGUGAAGCCCCCGCGAGGCCAGAGCCGGGGAAAGCAAGAAAGCCCUGUCACUGCGGGGCCAGGUCCUGCGCGGCCCUCCUGCCCUACGACAGCUCGCUGUUCCCCCCCAGAGAGACACCCGCCUGCAGCCAGGAAGGGGCCGCCCCGGCCUUGCAGUGGGAGAAGGAGCAGCAGCCCAGCAGUUGACUCGGCCCUGCCGGGUGGGCCCUGCCGGCUGCCUGGGCUCAGCUCGGGGCAGGGCAAGGACCACAGCCGGCAGAUACCCAUUUCUAUCAGGUACAGGGCGGCCUGGAAGACUUGCUUUUCCUAGGAGGUGAGGCCACGGGACUGCACUGGGAUGUAAGCAGGAAUGGGGGCCUUCAGUGGGGACGGCCUUCCCUGGCCCCUCUUCCUGUCGGCUGCAUACACCAUGGCUGAAGCUGGGGCAGCCAUCCUGGGCCCAGGAUGGCCUCAGGAGAGGAAGACAUGUCGCAGAUGAACAAGACUGAGGGCAGGGUGGGUGCUGGGUGCGGAGGGGCCAUGUGCAGUCCCACCCUGGCAGCUCUGGCCUCGCAGCUGGGAAACUGCUGCUUCCUGCUCCGAACUGAAUCUCAGUGACCCCCGGAAACCGUGGGCCUGCUCCCCGGGUCUUACGUGUAUUUGUAAUAAAGUGAUACAGCUGAUCUCCUGACUUCUGUCUGUGGUUCCUACACCCACUUCUCAUUUGUUCUGAACAGUAACCCAGGGCGGGGGCACAACCGCUUGCGCCUGCUAGGACGUCAGCGCGCGCCGCCAGUAGUGGAGAGUACACCCCUGAGUCACAUCCCUGUUCUUAGGCACAGGCACAGGAGGAGACACAUCAUAAAAAUGUCACUGUGUACUCGGCUGUCCUCCAGAGUGAAGCUUCGAAAUCUCAGACGGCCUCCCUUCUUCACAUAUGCAUGACAUGGAAAUAGCCUGGCAAGCCCGCAGAGGAUGGGAGUUUUAGAGCUCCAUUCUGACUUCCGGGGAGGAGGCAAGCCUCCCUGCCUUCUUUCCUCAAAGCAAAGCUGUCGCAAAAACAAAGCUGUAAUGGGGCCGGUUGCUAUUUUGGGCCCUGGAGUGUCAUUUUACAAAGUACGUUAACUUCUCUCGCACAUUUAAACCCCCUGCACUGUAAGUUUCCCGGAGGACACCCUCCUGCCGUGGGGGGCCGUGAGCAGGAUGCUUGGGCACUUUAAAUCAGUGAGAUGUAGUGUGUGAAUUAUGCCUCAAACUGUUAAAAAUGUGCAUGUUAGGGUUUGCAUGUUCAUGUAACGUUAUCCAGAACAGUUCCGAGUGACCAGAUGUUCAUAAAGUGCCCCUACACAAAUGUGUAAUGUCUGCAGCACAACACAGUCUCCCUCCAAGCUAGUCCUGGCUCCCUGCAACCCCCCCACCUCCAGCACUGAUUUCGCGGGUAUUCCAGCUCUUACAAGGUGGCUGAUCUCCCUCUUUGCAGACUGGCCUUGUUCUCCUCUGCUAGUAACUGAGCUACUUCGGGAAUAAGAGGGAGAAACAAUGGGGCCACGGUCUGAUUCUGUGAUGCCCUGCCCUGCCUCGGUGGCCUGUCUCUGUCCACUGUCUCCUGGACCCAAGAUGCUCCCGAGGACAGGCUGCAGGGCAGACAGCAGCAUGAGCAGCCCAUGCGCGCAUCUGGGGGCUGCUCCCACGAACUGGACUCACAGGGUGUGGCCCCUGGGGAGCAUUUCUUUUUUUUUUUUUUAAAGAUUUAUUUAUGCAUACAAGAGCUGGGGUACAGGCCAGAGCUGCAGGGGGUGAGAGGACUCCCCAGAGACAGAGUAGGGAGCAGAACAGGUGGAUCUACUGAAACACACUGCUGAGGGGAGCAGCGGGGAGACAGGAGAGGUCUGCCGCACCCUGUGGGCUGCUCCCUGGCCGGCCAGGGAUCGAACUCGUGCUGCGGAUUGCUUCACAGGUUGUGUCUUAACCCCUUGCGCCACCAGGGAGGCCCCCCUGGGGAGCGUUUCAUAUUCACACACAGGUUUACUCAUCACAGCAUGCGGUCUUGGAACAGUUUCUGAAGUAAGACUGGACCCUCGGCCAGCCCGUCCAGGGUCUGGGCUCAGCCAUCUCAGGGCGCUCCGGGAAACACCAGGAUCCAAGCCUCAGCCCCUCGGGCCUGGGCCGCGCUUACUGAGCCUCUGUCCCAAGGUGCCUGUGUCCCCAACAACGGGCUCGCUACCCAAGCGCACAGGCCAGGUGACAACAUCAGGCUUUUAAGAAAUAAGCAUUUCGGCAAGUGGCGGGCAAGGAGAUGAGGUCAAAUCUGCCUCCAUGAUCAAGAAAGAGAAUGAGCGUCUGUGGGUCUUGGAGACCAGCAUGGAGAACAAAAGAGUCUCGUUUGCUCAGCUGGGAGGGGCAAAGAAACGUGACCUCCCCAGACACUGACCAAAUCAGUACCUUGACCCUGCACGUCUCCGCCCCCAGAAGUGGUGAAGUAACUGCGGUUGAGGCCACGGCCUGUGGUGUCUGAUCGCCAUGGCCCAAGCUGACUAGGCUAACGCUCCUCCCGAAAAGCAAUGGGACGCCAUCACGGGUGGAGCACAUGGGGGCUGUGGAUUCACGCGUCAGAGAGCCAGGACUGCUGUGUGAGCCGCGGGGGCCGGGGGUUUCUAUCAGAGAGUCCACAGCAGCGGCCAGCCCUGGCGACAGGCUGGACGUGGAGCCGAGAGGAGGGUGAGGCCGAGAGGACACGGAAGCUUCUGGCUCAGCUGCAGGCUGUAUUGGCAUCUUCCCCGAAGACUGCAAGGAAAACAGCUGUGGCCCAAUCUCAAAAAGGUAUGACUUAGCAGAUAAUUUCUCUCUUUGUUGCAUUCUCAAAUUUAAGAGAGAAAGAAACUUUCAGUCUUUUGUGCAGUAAGUCAGUGUAUGAAGUGCUCUGAAAAAGUCUGCAGGACUCAGGGCGCAGACACGGAGCUGCUGCGGAGGGGUGGGCGAGCGGGUUGGUUUAUUCCCCGAAGUAUCUAGU
Talpa occidentalis (Iberian mole) is the source of this 3751-nucleotide messenger RNA. RefSeq names its product histone-lysine N-methyltransferase SETMAR. The transcript is spliced from 2 exons. Gene Ontology annotation, molecular function: zinc ion binding; histone H3K9 methyltransferase activity; protein binding. Bases 1 to 948 code for a protein of 315 amino acids. Lineage: Eukaryota; Metazoa; Chordata; Mammalia; Eulipotyphla; Talpidae. Gene Ontology annotation, cellular component: nucleus. The record is from RefSeq and is a predicted model, not a curated record.